ACGCCCCGGGGGCGGGGCGCCGCCGGACUGAGGCGGGCUGGCUCAGUGCAGCGGCGGCAGCGGGGGAAGAUGGCGGCGGCUGUUCCCCAGCGUGCAUGGACCGUGGAGCAGCUGCGCAGCGAGCAGCUGCCCAAGAAGGACAUUAUCAAGUUUCUGCAGGAUCACGGUUCAGAUUCGUUUCUUGCAGAACAUAAGCUAUUGGGAAACAUUAAAAAUGUAGCUAAGACUGCUAAUAAGGAUCAUUUGGUUACAGCCUAUAACCAUCUUUUUGAAACUAAGCGUUUCAAGGGUACUGAAACUGUAAGUAAAGUGUCUGAGCAAGUGAAAAAUGUGAAGCUUAAUGACGAUAAACCCAAAGAAACCAAGUCUGAAGAGACUCUUGAUGAGGGUCCACCGAAAUAUACAAAAUCUGUUCUAAAAAAGGGAGAUAAAACCAACUUUCCUAAAAAGGGAGACGUUGUUCACUGCUGGUAUACAGGGACACUCCCAGAUGGAACUGUUUUCGACACUAAUAUUCAAACAAGUUCAAAGAAGAAGAAAAAUGCCAAGCCUUUAAGCUUCAAGGUUGGAGUAGGCAAGGUUAUCAGAGGGUGGGAUGAAGCGCUCCUGACUAUGAGUAAAGGAGAAAAGGCUCGAUUGGAGAUUGAACCAGAAUGGGCCUAUGGAAAGAAAGGACAGCCGGAUGCCAAAAUUCCACCAAAUGCCAAACUCAUUUUUGAAGUAGAAUUAGUAGAUAUUGACUGAAACCAGUGCUUCAGAUCUGAAGACAUCAACAAUAAAAACUUGGCCUUGAAACUUAAUGUGACUAAAUAGAGCUUAUUACUAUUUUAAGGGAAGAGUCAACUGGAAAAUUCAAGGAGUUAAAGCUUGUUUACUUGAUCUCAAUUUUUGAGAAAUGUAACCCCCUGGAAGUCCCUUUAAGUCUCAGAUAUUUUACUAUAGCUGUGUAAAGUAUUAAAGAGAACUGCUUUUCCUUUUACCUCAUAUCAUAAACUAAAAGGCUCAAUAAAAAUGUCAUGGAUUGUCUUGAUUUGACUUA
Molecule: messenger RNA, 1039 nt
Organism: Onychomys torridus (southern grasshopper mouse)
Lineage: Eukaryota; Metazoa; Chordata; Mammalia; Rodentia; Cricetidae
Gene: Fkbp3
Product: FKBP prolyl isomerase 3
Exons: 7
Coding region: 70-744 (224 amino acids)
Molecular function (GO): peptidyl-prolyl cis-trans isomerase activity
Source: RefSeq, a predicted model, not a curated record